AUGCUGUCCUGGGCUGAGGCCACGUUCUCACGGGCACUGAAGAGGCUCUGCAAACCCCUGCUGGACCUGUGCAGCCUCUCGGCCAGGUGGCAAACGCUAGAGAAGGAACAUCGAAAUCGCUCAGUGGUGGUGACACUGCCACUGCUGCCUGCGGGGGACGAGCCCCUGGAUGUGGCCCAGGUGACCAGCUACCUGGUGGAGAAGCUGCUGCGGCCGCUCCGAGAGCUGUCUGGGGCUAACGUGCUGGCCGAGUACUACCGGCUCAGACGCCGCCUGCUGGAGGGCCCCUGGGAGUAUCAUGCCCUGGUAGCCGGGGCCCAGCACGUGGUGACCUUCGAUGGCCAGGUAUGGGACCUCAGCGCCCAGUGCGGCAGCAUCCUCCUGGCCCAGGACUUUGCUCACAACACAUUCUCGCUGACACUGAGUCGGACAGGCUCAGGGCUCACGGCCCUGUCCGUGGAGCUAAACCACAUGACCCUCGUCUUCUACCCCAGUCUGCAGGCCUACAGACUGUACAACUCCUCCGUGCCGGGGGAGAGCUGUCCGGACCUCAAGCUGCAUCCUACGACAAGGAGGAACAUCCCCAGGAUUGAGCUGGCCAGUGAGGACGGGGUCUCUGUCUCCUGUGACGUGCCCACCGGCCUCUGCAGCCUGACUCUGGGCCUCUGGCACCAUGGCAUAUCUGCUGGUCUUCUAGGCACCAAUGACAAUGAAGCAGGCAAUGAGCUGAUGUUGCCAGACGGCUCUGUGGCCCACAGCCUGGAGGAGCUCAGCCUGGCCUGGCAGGUGGGUGGUGACUGCAGGGCCACUAAGAAGAGUCAGCAGGCCUGCCGAGAACAGAGCCCCACCUGCCGGGCCUUCUUCGAGGACCCCCACUCCAGCUUGAGGAACUGCUUCUGGGUGGUAGACCCUACACCAUUCCUCAGCCUGUGUGUGCAGGACGGCUGUGGCACCCGGGAGCUCCAGCCUGCCUGCAACCUCGUGGCCGCCUACAUCCACCUGUGUGCCCGGGGCUUUGUGCCCCUGGCCCCUCCUCCACAGUGUGGGAACUCCAAUGAGGAAGAGAAAGUGGGGACCAUCGACUUCCGCAUCUCUGAAAACAACUUUGUAAAAGGCUCCAGGAUCCCCACCGGAGGGAGCCUUCGCCAGUUCACAACCAGUGCCACGGGCAGCUCCGACCCCUCCUGA
This is a messenger RNA of Mandrillus leucophaeus (drill), 1188 nucleotides long. Its product is annotated as apolipophorins-like. The record is from RefSeq and is a predicted model, not a curated record. The coding region runs from base 1 to 1188 and encodes 395 amino acids. NCBI's taxonomy places the organism in Eukaryota, Metazoa, Chordata, Mammalia, Primates, Cercopithecidae. The transcript has 10 exons.